This is a messenger RNA of Acaulospora colombiana, 422 nucleotides long. Lineage: Eukaryota; Fungi; Glomeromycota; Glomeromycetes; Diversisporales; Acaulosporaceae. The record is from the annotation of a GenBank genome assembly.
CCGCCCAAGAACGAAACGCCAGAGGAGAAGGCAAUUCGACUGCAGGCCGAGGCUGAAGCCACCAGAAUCAGUCAGCUCAUCGACGCACAAAUAAAGACAGAACGCGCUCAGCUCAAGAAAGAGUCGGAGAACACGCACAAGAUACUAUUGCUCGUACCCAGUCUUCGCAACGCGUUUCCGAACCCCACUGUGACGCAAAACCUUGCAUAUGUUCCCUCGGUAACCAAUCAAGUCGACGGGGAGACGCCAAGUAAAGCCGAUUCGACACCAGGACCCGAACUGUCAGAAGAAGCUGCGUAUGUACUCAGGGCGGCGGCAAUUGAUGCUUGUGAAAUGAUCGUGCGACGGGCGAGGGGGCUAAAUGUGGACAACAGUGGUGGUGAAGAAUGGAUUAGAGAGCUGAAUUUGCCAGAGCUGGACGG